Messenger RNA from Phaeoacremonium minimum UCRPA7, 816 nucleotides. RefSeq lists its product as hypothetical. The record is from RefSeq and is a predicted model, not a curated record. NCBI's taxonomy places the organism in Eukaryota, Fungi, Ascomycota, Sordariomycetes, Togniniales, Togniniaceae. The coding region runs from base 1 to 816 and encodes 271 amino acids. The transcript has 2 exons.
AUGAUUUUCUCAACGUGGUCUCUUCUCUUUUCUCUCGGCUCGGCCUGGCUUCUCAACAUCCCGCGGAUCGACUUGAUAUGGCCACCAGUACAAGCGGAGCGAGAAAUUCCCAUCACGAACUCGAACGAAGCGGCAGACUCUACAUAUCCCUGUGCACAUGUGCCAAUCCCCGACAAUGUUGAGCGAAUCGAUUUCCCUAUUAUAGGUGGGCAACUUCAAUUCAACUUCUCAACACCCAGUCCAGGCCAACGCAAUGGGCGCGAGCUCGGCUGGGGCAUGUCCUACGCCCUCGGCCAGUUCAACGGCAACCAAACUGUUGGCCAGGAUAAUUGGUUCAUGAUUCGGUAUAAGUACUGGAACGCGACCAACUUUAACGCGAACAUUGGCAUUUACUGCACGCCUGAGUUUGACGACCUGGGAAACUACGCAAUAAACCUUACAAAGGAGGCGUAUGAGUCUCCGCUGGAACGAACCCUGCCCGAAGACGUCGACCUGGAAGGCAUGAAUGCUACCCUUGCUGUGGAGCUUUUCAGGUUGAACAAUGCGGACCUUGACGCCGGCAUGGACCAGGUAGACAGUGAAGACAAGGAUCUCAAGAAAAUGAAGAACGGCGGCAAAUGGAAAAGCAAGGAGGUUGAUGCUGGAAUGGAUGGGAAUGAGCAGAGAUUAGCAAAGGAGAGAGAGUCUGACAAGGGCAAAGAUGCUAAAGAUGCUAAAGAUGCUGAUUCUGUCAGCGGGGAAAGUAGCAGCGCAUCGGUUCACUCUGAGGUUCCGCCUAGCUAUGCCGAUGCCGUCAUGUCCGAGAUCAAACUUUAA